Colletotrichum abscissum is the source of this 915-nucleotide messenger RNA. RefSeq lists its product as uncharacterized. The record is from RefSeq and is a predicted model, not a curated record. The transcript is spliced from 3 exons. Lineage: Eukaryota; Fungi; Ascomycota; Sordariomycetes; Glomerellales; Glomerellaceae. The coding region runs from base 1 to 915 and encodes 304 amino acids.
AUGCCGCACCAUGUUAGUUCCCGGCUGCGGCAGCACGGCCCCGUUCAACAUGCAUUGGCCCAGCUUUUAUCCGGGGCUCAUUCGGUCUUUGCAAUCCCGUCUUCGGCAGUCUUUGCCGUUCCGGUAGGCAAGAGUAUGAAGACUCCGUUCUUACGAUCUACUUCUCUAGUGGGACGUCCUCUAAGCCCGGUCUUCGAGUUGGCCGUUCUAGCCAACGGUCAACAUUUGAGAGGACCAAUGAUCAGGGCCGAAUCAGGCCAGCAUCCGGCCGACAAACUGAUUGCUUUCCUCACGUCCCCUGUGUCAAGUUGCUUUUUUCCCUCGGCCUUCGUCACAAUUGAGGAUGGGUUCGCUGUCACUCCAAGGGCUGAAGCACUCAUGUCCAGAACUCACGAAAUUGAAUUCUUGGCCAACAAUUUCAUUAUUUACCAUUUUUCUACCGCUGUCAUUCUACUUGAACGGAACGACGUCUCGAGGCGCUCCACCUCUGAAGCCAAUAUAUUAUCGAAGAACUUGAGAACUACAAUUUCCAAAAUCAGUAACCUCCUAAAUUCCCAAAUGACACAAAGAAUAGGCUGUCUACAGCUUCGUCUAUGCCGUCACACUGUAUGGAUGGAAGCAACGAGACGCCUCGAUUCCCGCUGUCUGUCCCCCACGCCCGGAGAGAAAGCAAACACGACGUGGAAAUUGAAGCCAUCCAAUCGGACGACUCCCCGCCCUUUCGUGUGUCCUCGGCAUUCACUUGUCGUGAUCCAAAUAUAUCUCCAUUGCCAGACGUCGGCAGGAGAGGGUCAACCCAAUCACACUAGGCCUCGGGAAACAGAUGUUCGAGAAACUGACAAACUCUAUGGACAAGCCGACAUGGUUGCCGUCCUUAUGAUCCAUAUGCACAGCAGUGUGACGUAUCUACGGUGA